ACAAGCUUUGGAGACACCAAUUGCAGAUGAUCUACAAAGCAAUGUAACUGAGACAAGUGCCCAGACUUCAAUUGAAAUUAUCUCUGAAGCUAGCAGUAUCAGAGAAACAUUAGACGCUGAUGUCAGCAAUGUUUCAGGUAAUGCUGAUGGAACUUGUGAUCUUAAACAUGAUACAAGUCAGGACUCACUAGCUGUUAACCAGGAGAUUGCUGAUGCUAUCAAUGACAAGAGCAGUGUAGAAGAUGAAGUUAUGACAGAGUCCGAGCAAGUACAGGAUGCUAAAGCUGAUUGGACUGUUGUUCAAACCACUCCUGAUAGUUUUGUACACGUGACUUCUGAUGGGUCUGAUCAUAGUCUAGCUGAAAGUCCAGAACAAUCGAAUAGAAACUCUGCUCAGGAGCGGAGAGUGUAAAUAAUGAGCGAACAGAGGGCGACUCGUUGAGUGUUUCUAUACAAUCUGAUAUACUAGAGGGGUCGGCAGAGAGCUUGACAGAAAGUGAACCAAUCAAAGUUAAUAGUGGUUCAGGUUCAGUAGAGCAAGAAAAGAGUGAAGAUUUGUCAGAAAAUAUUCCUGAUACCUCCGUGGUUUCAGAUGUAAAAGAGAUUGCAGAUUCCACAGUGGAGGAAGAAGCAACAGAGAUCUCUGUAGAGUCGAGUAAUGUUAUUCAGUCUGAUGUCCGUCAAGAACAGGAAGCACCUUCUGCAGGUGAAGUAAUUACUGUACCAAAAUUUGAGCCUCCAGUUGAGACAAAAGAAGCCACUUCAGAAACCCAAGAACUGUCCUUGUUAGCGCCAAAAGCUGACAGUCCUGAAGAGGAAGAUGUUUCUAAAGCUGAUGAUAAAACUAGUCCUGAAGUGGAUACCCCAGAACAAAAGGAACUAGAAGAACAAAACAGUUCUGCAAAAAGUUCUGCAUUCCAAGACAAUCAAGAUACUGUUCUUACCAAGAGUGAGAAGAAACCUGUAGUAAAAUCAGAGCAGAAAGAACGUGUCUUGGAAAAAGUACCUCUUAAGAGUACUGAUAGCAGUAAAUCUGACCAAAAAGAAACUGAAGAAGCACUCAAUCACCUUGGUCAGGUUGUUUCAACAGUCCCUGAAAAACCGAUAAGAAAGUCCGCUUCUGGAUCUAAAAACAGAGGAGUAAAGCUAUCAUGCAGUUCAGAGAUAGUUGACAUCGAGGGAAAAGAGGUGGAUGUCCUCUCUGAAUCCGGACUAUCUACCAUGUCUUCCAGUUCUGUACAGUCCUCAAUGUCUUUACCCCUCAACCCUCUAGCCAGGUCCACAUCAUGGGCUGAUUUAGUUAGGAAGGGUAAGUCAGAUAGUCCCGUUCCAGUGGCACCUUAUAAGAACCCUUAUUCUUCUAAAUACCAAUCUACUCCUAGCAGAUAUCUUAAUCAUCGACAGGCAGGUACCACCUCUAAGUAUGGACCUAACUCAAGGAAUCAGCCAGCCUUGUCUAAAUCCAAGUCAUUGCCCAAUCAAAGAGGAUUACAAACAAACAAAAUAGUUAGAUCUAAAGAAUCUCAUGUUAAUGAGGAUGGAUGGUGCAUCUCCUCAGGUAAAAGUCGUAUUAAAACUAUUCCAAACAGCAGCAAGCAAGUGGAACCAAACACCACUGCUGCUAAACCCAGUGACGUAACCAAGUCUUCUGCUAUGUCACCUAGGCUCUCUAGAGCCAGUGCAAAGUCUGCAGGAGAUUCUUCUUCAUCAACAGCAAGGUCAAAAGCCAGUGAAACAAAAGCUAAAUCAUCGGAUGGUGCAGAAAAAACUAAAAGUUCCCGAGGUAUCAAACCGAAACCAGCAACUACCCCCUCAACUAAAAACGUGUCUGCUAAAGUCAAUUCAAAGCCGUCAGGAACCAAAUCAGCCACCUUAACUAGAGCCUCCAGGCCACUUACAGCCUCCUCCAGGGGGGCAGCUGGUAAACAAACCUCCAAUAAACGGCUGGUAAAAACCAAGUCUCUUGAAAGUAACACUAAGCUAUCUGACAACCUAAAGAUACCAGAUGCUGGCGACAUUCAGAAGGCAAUCUCUAAAAGCUCCGAAACUUUAGAAACCCCCUCUGCAAAGGACAAGAAAGAUAUUAGAGAUGACAAAGAAGUUGUCUCAGAGGAAAAAGAAUCAGUUAUUUCAAGUGCUCCGCAGGAGGAUACUCCUGAUACAAGCGAUCUUUCAUCAGAUGCUAAUGAAGCAUCCUCGUCAUCCAACGACAAAAGUGAGCCCUUGUCGGUAUCUGAAGCAGAUGACUCCAGUGCCCUUGUGUUAGAAUCAGCUGAUGAUACUGAUGCAGAGAGCUCCAAGAUAUCAUCUGAAAGUAAGUCCAUCCAGACUGAUGCUUCAGAGCAUACUUUUGAGGAUCACGUGGAGAUAUUUGCUGUUCCUGCUUCGUCCAUGUAUCCCAAAAUGGAGGAAGAAGACAACUGUAACAUUUACCGGGUUAUGAUAUCCAAGAGAAAGAGACAGAUUAGUGAACAAAGUUCAGUUAGCACAGAUACAUUGGAUGAUGAGGACCACAGUUGCUUGUCCCCGGGUCGUUCCCCGGGGAGGUCCCCCAGUAGUCGCUCUUCAGGGGGCGGGCGCUCACCUGGUAAAGCGCCGCAGCUGCACCAGCGCCUCAGCUCCCCCAGCAGGAAGCGCAACACUACUGACGCAGUGCUCAAGAACUACACUGAGCGACUGGCUAAAGCUCAAGUGCAACGAGAUAAGAUCCAGGAGGAGAAGGCUAAUAAACUGAAGAAGAUAAAGAUAAAAGAAGAACAGAUAAAGGAUCUUCAAGAGCAGCAAGAGAAAGAGCGUUUCGCACGUGCAAUUUCACACGCUGAAAAGCUGGCACGUGCUGAACAACUUAGAGAUAAAAAGAUAGCGGAAGUCAAGAGAAAGGCGCAAGAAGAGGACCAGAAAGUGAACGAGAUAGUUUUUAUAAACACGCUGGAAGCACAGAACAGGAAGAUGGAGCUACUUUCCAAGGAACAAGUCGCAGAGUCUAAAAGACUAGAGUUGCAGGAAGAGCGUAAGAGAAGGUCAGAAGAACUCCAAGCAAAGGAAGAUGCAGUUCAAGAAAGAAAGCAAGCGAUUGAGGCGGACAGACUGGCAAGAAUUGCGCACAUUGAAGAUAAAAUCAAGGAAUCUCAAGCUAAAGUUGACCUAAACAAGCUAGGGAUGGAAACAGCGGCUAAGGAGGCUGCCAAAGAGAGAGCCUUUGAGCGAGAAGUAACUAUCGAACUGGUGAAGAGUGAUAGGAAUAACAACGACAGAAACAGCAGUACUGACAACAAACCUAGUAAAACCAAAAAUCGAAAGGAGACGUCCAAGUUAAAAGAAAUGCAGCAGAAAGCAGCUAUGUUGUGCCAGCACGUGUCCUCGGAAUACCUCCCAACUCACACCCUAUAUCAACCUCCUAAAUGGUGCUCAAAGUGUAAUAUCAAGAUCGUAUCUGAGGCUGUUCUCAUGUCUCACAUGAUAAAACGCCAUCAGAAGUCCAGUCAAGAUGAGGCUGAGGUUGAAAGCCAGCACAUAGUUGACUACACAGAUGAACUGUGUCCAAUGGCACAGGAUGUCAUCAACCGACAGAAGAUGUUGAGGAAGCGGUCUAAGAAAGUUAAAACUAGAAUAACCAACAAGAUUUCUGAGUUACCCACAGUAAAGCUUCUAGAGCCCCCUAAAGACUGUCCCAACAAGAACAGACUCUACAAAUGCAUUAAAGCCAUGAAGAACCAGAAAACUCAGGAGAAGGGACUGGGAGAUUUGAGUAGAACCGUCCUCACUAAAACAGACAUUAAUCAUCUCAUAGAUAAAGGGGUGGUCGAACAGCUGUGCACGAUGUUACCGGAGCGACAACACCUUGCUUCUUUAUCAAAACUUCUUUUGCAAUCCUCACUUUUAUCUAGCACAGGAAGUCAGAUCUGUGUAAGAUCUUUACCAGAUAUAGUUGACUGUCUGCACGCCCACGCUAGCGUAACCACUCCUGCUGUUUACUCAGAUCUACUUAAACUUACCUCCACUCUCAUUAGAACCCUUACUCCUUGUGAUAGUUUAACUAGUGAUCUGAUAAGCUACAUUGUCUCUAAAGAGAUAAUAGAACAGAUACAGAGGACCUGUACGGAUACUUACAACUACCAGUUGAAAGAUGAUAACGGAUGUUCGGUGUUGCUGAGUUCACUGCAACUACUUUCUGCUUGUUGUAUUGCCAUGACAACCCCUAAUGCUGCUAUCUCAAUCUCCCCCACUAAGAACGACCCUUCACAGCUUGUAGAUUCUCUCGUGUUCACAAAAGCAUGUAACAUAGUGACACUACUGUACGGCGUGCUGUUGUACGAAGGACCGCGCCGCGCACCGCCCCCCCUCUCUGACAUGAAGCGCUGUGUAGUUAAACAGUGUCUGGGAACUCUGCUGGAUAUAUCCCGCUUCUCUCUUCACACUCUGCAGACAGUUAUGGACAGUGAAGGAAUGUCCCUAGAGCUCCGCCACGUGUGCAGUUUCGUGCUGUCCUGCGCUUCUCACCACACCUACACUGAUAUACUGGACCUGUGUGUGCAACUCAUAGGAUUCGUAGUCUUCUCUCACCCCUCUAACCAGGCGCUAUUACAAAAUGGACCCUCGCCCUCAAUUUUACAGCUCCUCUCUUCUCUUCCCUUCUCCUACUUCUCAGAUAUCAGGUCAAUGAAUCUUUUGUUUCCAAGUCUCAUAUCAGCGUGUCACGACUGUCCUUCUAAUUUGGCAAUUCUCCAACUGAAAGUUAACAAAGUUAUGCUCAUAUCGUAUCUUAAGGAACAACUAAAGAGUUCCAAAGAAAAACACAUAAACUUCUACCCUCGCUCCGUCUUCCAACAAGCACUCAAAUUCCUAGAAACACCAGACGUUGAAGUCACGUGACGACCUCGUGAAAUUACGUGGUUAUCGUCAUGACAACGCCACGUCACAACACCACGUCACGUGAGAAUCGUCAUAGCAACGCUAUUCUGCAGGUUUGAUGGAACAUCUCAUUGUAUACUGAUGGAGCCCGGACUAUAGAACUCACUGAGCAGGGCUAGGUUUUGUGGGGACUAACCACAAUGCAAAUAUGUUAACCACAAUGUGUUUAACACAAUGUGUUUAUCACAAUGUGAUUAACCACAUUGGUUAAACACAAUGUGUUUAUCACAAUGUGAUUAACCACAUUGGUUAAACACAAUGUGUCAACCACAAUGUGAUAACCACAAUGUGUUAACCACAAUGUAUUAACCACAAUGUGUUAACCACAAUGUGUUAACCACAAUGUGUUAACCACAAUGUGUAGACCUUAGUCUAUAAUUAACUGACGAGCUUAGAUUUGGACAAUAAUGCUACAAUUUGCUUUAGGAUAGGUGCUAAUUAUUGACCAGUUGUCACUGAAGUGAUUUGGAUGUUAGGUACCAAAGUAACACAACUUAUUUAGGGUAUGAGAGACUGAAAGUUUGAUCACCUAAUAAUGUAAAACAUUUCGAAAUUGCUGCACGAUUAUUUGAUUACCUGAACUCUGAUUAGAAAACUAGUGAAAUUACUUAAAACUUGGUACUUGGUGUGUAAAUAAUUGAUAUAAUAAGAAACACACGCGAUUUCUUGUCGCUCUGCAUGUUCAGUGGUAAAUGUGAAAAUAGAUAAAAUGUUGAUAACUUAUAAUAAUAUUUAUUUAUUUUGUACGAUUGCUAUGGUAAUAGGUGCUAUGUAUCUUUAAUACGUAUUUGUAACUAAAUUGAAUUCGGUUAUCGCAAUUUGCUAAGUUCGUUUCUUACUUUUUUGAUUAGAUUAAUAAUCGGGGUGUGAUAAAACUUGAUAUAACCAAGAACAAUUAUAAGUACAUACUAACAAAGCAUAUUAAUUAAUUAAUUAUUUCAUUAAUUAAUUAAUACUAACAAAGCAAUGCAUAUAUUAAUUUUUAACGGUUAAAAUAACAGUACCGUUUCACCUCUCGUUAGAGAAAUACAAAUUUCUUUAAAAUUAUUUUC
Messenger RNA from Bolinopsis microptera, 5963 nucleotides. Its product is annotated as S phase cyclin A-associated protein in the endoplasmic reticulum-like. Bases 1222 to 4872 code for a protein of 1216 amino acids. NCBI's taxonomy places the organism in Eukaryota, Metazoa, Ctenophora, Tentaculata, Lobata, Bolinopsidae. The transcript has 20 exons. The record is from RefSeq and is a predicted model, not a curated record.